Messenger RNA from Hippocampus comes (tiger tail seahorse), 622 nucleotides. Its product is annotated as meteorin-like. The transcript is spliced from 2 exons. Gene Ontology annotation, biological process: glial cell differentiation; positive regulation of axonogenesis. The record is from RefSeq and is a predicted model, not a curated record. NCBI's taxonomy places the organism in Eukaryota, Metazoa, Chordata, Actinopteri, Syngnathiformes, Syngnathidae. Gene Ontology annotation, molecular function: hormone activity. The annotation marks the transcript as partial.
UUUGUUUUGUUUUGUUUUUUUCAAGUUUGCAUCACUUAUAUUUGAAGAUGCAUCUUUUGGGGAUUUACACCAUUUGGAUUUUAUUCCGUGCAGCCCUGUGCAACUAUUCUGAGGAUCAGUGCAGUUGGAGAGGCAGUGGUUUGUCCCAGCAGCAAGGCAGCGUGGAGCAGAUCUCCCUCCACUGCUCCGAGGGCACCCUGGACUGGCUGUACCCCAAAGGAGCCCUUCGUCUAACCCUCUCGCCCCGCCUGCCCUCUGUGGCUGUGGGCCCCGGGGGCGGCGGCGGCAGCUCGGGCCUCAUCACGGCCUGCGUCAAGCCCUCGGAGCACUUCCACGGCGCCCAGCUCUACCUGGAGAGGGACGGCGUGCUGGAGCUGCUGGUAGGGGACCGGCCCGAGUCGUCCCCCCCGCCGAGGGUGCGCUGCUUCAGCCGGCAGCCGGGGGAGAAGGUGGCUCUCUUCAUGCAGGCCACACCUCACCAAGACAUCAGCCGGCGCAUUGCGUCCUUCCGAUAUGAGCUGAGGGGGGACUGGACUGCGCGUCUGUCACUUGACUCCAACCAGAUCAGUACUGUUGGUGAGUUGUUCAAGUGGAGGCCAAAGCUGCCUUUGGAAUCAUUCAC